GCUACCUCCCAUCGCCAUGGCCAAAGAGCUCGAAGCUGGGAUACUGCGACCCUCUUCCAGAAGUGGAGCGACGAUGGGUGAGCGCGCAUUCAAGGGCGUUGGGGACCUCAUCAAGCUCCUCCCCACCGGCACCGUCUUCCUUUUCCAGUUCCUCAGCCCGCUCCUCACCAACGCCCAACUCCUGACCCAACUCGCCCCCCGGCGCCCGUCCCAAGCCCGUCCCGUGCCCCGCCGACCAGGCGGCUGGGCGCGCGCGCCGCCGCCUGUUCGGGCAGGUGGCGCGCUGCUGGAUAACAACACGGCUUCGUGCUUUUAUCCGGCGUUGCUCGUGGAGGAGAAGACGCUGGUGACGGUGCUGCCGCCGGUGAUCGGCGCAGUCGCCGGUGUCGUCUUCAUGCUCUUUCCCAACAAUAGGCAUGGAAUUGGAUAUCCACCGAAUGGCACUGCUGCUGCUAAAUGAAGGAAUUGAAACAGAGCUAGGGGAAAAAAGUGUAGAAGUUUGUUUGAUCAGAUUUAUUUUAUAUGUCACUCAAAAAAUGAUUUGAUUGUGUGAUCAAAACAAAAACUUUUUACAAUUCAAUUUAUUAUGAUUAUUGAU
Messenger RNA from Zingiber officinale, 598 nucleotides. Its product is annotated as protein DMP2-like. The record is from RefSeq and is a predicted model, not a curated record. The transcript is spliced from 2 exons. Gene Ontology annotation, biological process: endomembrane system organization. Lineage: Eukaryota; Viridiplantae; Streptophyta; Magnoliopsida; Zingiberales; Zingiberaceae. The coding region runs from base 17 to 460 and encodes 147 amino acids.